AAAGCAGCAAAGAAAGCUAUAGAUACAGAUGUAUAUGGAUGAUCUUGGAGUGGAGGAAGGUUUAAUAAAUACUCUUUCAGACCGAAGUCGUCAGUUGAAGUUGAAGAUCGAGUGUUGCAACAUCUGAUCGAGAUAUGAAGAAUGUGAAUUGUGUUUAAUUUGAAUAACUAGUGAUUAAGUGAUUUUCUAAAGACAAUUCUUAAAUUACAGUAUCACAUCAGUGUACUGAGUGGUUUUUGAGUGAUAUUUUGUUGUCUAAAAGGAUUAUUUGGAUUAAUCGUCAAAAUGUGGUUAUCAAGGAUUCUUAUUUUAGUUGCAGUGUCUCUAGCUGUUGCCACUGAUGGGCCAGAUGAGGAAACUGCGGAGAGUCAGCGUGAAGCGAGAUAUACAAAGAACGAACGUCCUCUCUUCGUAAUUAGACCUAUGAGACCGCCUCCCAAAGCACAAUAUUUAUCAGAUUCUUCUCUCUCAUCCACUUUAACUUCAUCAUUGAGCAAUUUCCUUCCCAAUUUUGGCUUUGAUUGGAGCUUUCUGGGUGGGGGAGGAAAUAAAGGUUCAAGUCGACCACCUGGGAAAGUCACAUACAAAAUUCUGAAUUACAAAAAGGAACCUCCAAAACAGAAAGCUACACCAUUGUCUCCACUUCAUACAACAUUCAAGGCCGAUUUUGAUGCAAUGACACAAAAGAAGAAGUAUCCAGCAUAUAAUCCCAAACCCGUAAUUCUUGAUACGUUCUACACUCUUCCACUGAAGAGUGUAGAACCUGAGCCAGUGGUUAUAUCGGCAAAGGCAUCAGUUCCAGAACCCAUUCAAUUAUCUGAGAUAAUUGUGGGAAAACCUUCAUCUAAUGGUGUAAAUAUCCCCCCUCACAUUGAGGCUAGUCUCAUUGAGAAUGAUAAAGGAGUUUAUCAUGAACUCACAGGAGAAAUCAAUAUGCCUUCACACCUACAUCAAGACUCAUUGAAGUCUAAAUUGGAGACUCAACCCCUUUCAGAGCCUUAUCAAUUUGAUUUUGGAGGACAUGAUAUCUUGGAUUCCAAACCUAUCAGCCUAAGUCCGUCACUACAGCUGAAACAACAUUUUAAGUUUAAUAGAGAAGAAAAGGAUCCCGCCUUCACGUUUGCCUCUGAAGACGUUAUCAAUAUUGUUAAUCCCCCAAGCCACAAAAAGGACUCCCAAAUACCUGCAAAAGUGAGCUUUGCUCCAGGAGAUGCCAUAAAUAUCGUAAAAGCUCCCUCGGAGAAUUUACAACACCAAGAGUUUUUCCCGAAGCAUACAAAAAUGGUGGAAUCUGGGAGAUACACUCAUGAGCAUUGGCCUCGGGAGAAGCCUAAAUUUGCAUCAACCACCCAAGCUACUCCUGAAUAUUAUGAAAAAAAGACCUCAAACUUUCAUCACAGUCUUCAGCAAACAUCUCCGCAGACCUUUACCGGUCACUUGGAUACAACAUAUGAAGUAGUUGAAAAUAUACCAGAGGAUCAUAAAUUUCCUAAGUAUCCAUUCCUGAAUUCUGCGAGUAAUCACAGAGAUGUGGAAAAUAUCGGCAUCGGGAAAUAUAUGGAAGAUGCUAGGAGGAUGUACUUAGAAUCAUCGAGAAGUGUUAAGGAAGCCCUAAAGUACACAGUUCCAUCCUUUCCCACUACAAAGAAUUCCCUUCACGACGAUUCUCAGGAGAAUGAGAAUGUGGAGAUAAUUACUGAAGGAUUUUCUAUACCUAUUUUUGAACUGCCUAGGAGAACAUCCCAUCAGUCCAAGAAAAAGGGAAAAGUUUAUCAGGAUCGCGAAGAGAAAUAUUUCAGUGACUUUGAAAAGAAACUUGAGGAUGAUAUGAAGACUGAUGAGUAUUAUCUGCCCAAGAGAGAGCCAAUCUACAAUAAUUUCUACUCAAGCACACCAAAGCCAACAGCUUCUACUCUCAAUUUCCAUCCUUCAACGAGUAUCAGUUUCAGCAAGGAGGAUGCAAAAUCAGAUCAAGUUGCAGAUGUCAUUGAAUUUUGGCCACCAAGAUCUAAUUCCAAAAAUCAAGAAAUGUUCCCAGAUUACGCAAAUAAACAGCCAUCCCAAAAUCAUGUAACUGUUCCUGAUUUUGUCAAGCUUUCUGUAAACCCGAUGAAAACUGAUAAUUUUAAUGAGGUGCAAGAGGAAACAACUACUGAGACAAUUGAAACACUUCCUCCAGCAAACUUCAACGUCUUCCCGAGUGGACAAUUCUACCUUCCUUCUGGGCAAGACUUUCAGCAAGAAUUACACAAAAAAUUACCAAAAUUCCCCAUGAAAUUAGAAGGAUCAAAUAAUCAUUCGCAAAAAACAGGCAUCGAGAACAGCAACUUUAUUCCAAACCACAAAUAUGAUGACUAUGAGGAUGAAUAUAAAGAACCAGCAACGACAGAAAACUACUUAAGUCAUUACAAACCUACCAGUACACCAAGAACUAAGUUCACAAUGCCUUCAUUGGAUUUUAAGGAAAAUUUGACUCCUAAAUCGACAUUCUUUGUGAAGAUUACAACAACCUCACCACCUCUUCAUAGGCGACCUAGUCCCACAAGCAUCUCCUGUGAAAGGAGAUGUAUCCAAACUACAGUAACACAGGAGUAUCUGCCUGUUUGUGGAAGUGAUGGAAGGACCUACUCCAAUCGAGGAAAACUCGCAUGUGCCAAUAAUUGUGGGAUGGAAAAUAUUGUGGUAGAACACAUUGGAAGCUGCUCGCCAACAAAAUAACUUAUCGUCAGUCACUAGAAUAGUCUUCAUUCUAUCAUUUUAUCGUAUUUUCAUUUUAUUUAUUUGUAAUUAUAGUAAAACAAAUCAUGAAAAUCUUGAAAAAAAAUUGAGAGAUAAUAAAAGCGCCAAAAGCUUUUGUCAGUA
Phlebotomus papatasi is the source of this 2862-nucleotide messenger RNA. RefSeq lists its product as uncharacterized. Gene Ontology annotation, molecular function: protein binding; serine-type endopeptidase inhibitor activity. The record is from RefSeq and is a predicted model, not a curated record. Lineage: Eukaryota; Metazoa; Arthropoda; Insecta; Diptera; Psychodidae. The transcript is spliced from 5 exons. Bases 286 to 2718 code for a protein of 810 amino acids.